Salvia miltiorrhiza (redroot sage) is the source of this 2822-nucleotide messenger RNA. RefSeq names its product NADPH--cytochrome P450 reductase-like. Bases 302 to 2440 code for a protein of 712 amino acids. Gene Ontology annotation, cellular component: cytosol. The transcript has 18 exons. NCBI's taxonomy places the organism in Eukaryota, Viridiplantae, Streptophyta, Magnoliopsida, Lamiales, Lamiaceae. The record is from RefSeq and is a predicted model, not a curated record. Gene Ontology annotation, molecular function: FMN binding; flavin adenine dinucleotide binding; NADPH-hemoprotein reductase activity.
AGGUGGGUUUUUGACCGGUCUGGUUUGGUAGGCGUAUGUAUUGCUUCCCCUCCUCUCUCCCCUCUCUCUGUCUCUCUCUGCUUCCUGCAUAUAAACUCCUCCACAAAUCCUCUUUCUCAUUCCGUAGAAGUCAGAGUCUCUCCAAACUCACCUACGCUGUCUCUGCAGUGUUCAUCUAAGCUCACGCUAACAUCCAAACCCCCAAACACGGAGAGACUCUGAUUACGGAAUUCGGGAAAAACUUUUUCUGUGUUGGAGCUGAAUCGCGAAUCUUCUAUAAUUUCAUCGGACUUCACAACCCAUGGAAUCUACUUCCGUGAAGCUUUCGCCGUUGGAUUUGAUGACUGCGAUCUUGAAAGGAGUGAAGCUCGACAAUUCGAACGGCUCCGCGGAGGCGGCGCAGCCGGCCGUGGUUGCGAUGCUGAUGGAGAACAAGGAUCUCAUGAUGAUGCUCACAACAUCAGUCGCGGUGCUCCUAGGGUGCGUCGUGUAUUUGAUAUGGCGGCGCGGAGCCGGAUCGGCGAAGAAGGUGGUGGAGCCGCCGAAGCUGGUGGUUCCUAAGGCGCCCUCGGAGGUCGAGGAAGCGGAUGAUGGGAAGAAGAAAGUCACCAUCUUUUUUGGGACGCAGACUGGUACCGCAGAAGGCUUUGCUAAGGCACUUGCCGAAGAAGCUAAAGCUAGAUAUCCGCAGGCCAAUUUUAAAGUUGUUGACCUGGAUGAUUAUGCCGCUGAUGAUGAGGAGUAUGAGGAGAAGAUGAAGAAGGAGAAUUUCGCAUUCUUUUUCUUGGCAACAUAUGGAGAUGGUGAGCCUACCGACAAUGCUGCGAGGUUUUACAAAUGGUUUGCCGAGGGACAAGAGAAGGGAAACUCGUUUAAGAAUCUCCAUUAUGGUGUAUUUGGCCUUGGAAACAGGCAGUAUGAACAUUUCAAUAAGAUUGCAAUAGUGGUGGAUGAGAUUCUUGCCGAGCAAGGUGGAAAGCGGCUUAUCCCUGUGGGUCUUGGAGAUGAUGAUCAAUGCAUUGAAGAUGAUUUUUCAGCAUGGCGUGAGAAUGUGUGGCCUGAGUUGGAUAAUUUGCUCCGUGAUGAUGAUGAUGUAUCGACUGUUUCAACUCCAUAUACUGCUGCAGUUUUGGAGUAUCGCGUUGUGUUACAUGACCAACCAGAAGGACUGGCCUCGGAGAACGGCUUUGCCAAUGGUCGUGCCAAUGGAACUGCUGCCUAUGAUGCUCAGCAUCCCUGCAGAGCAAAUGUUGCUGUAAAGAAAGAGCUUCAUACUCCUCUAUCUGAUCGCUCAUGCACUCACUUGGAAUUUGACAUAUCUGGCAGUGGAUUAGAGUAUGAAACAGGGGACCAUGUGGGUGUUUACUGUGAGAACUUGAUUGAGACUGUAGAGGAAGCCGAAAGGUUGCUUGACCUGUCUCCUCAAACAUACUUCUCAGUUCACACUGACAAAGAGGACGGCACACCACUUGGUGGAAGUGCCUUGCCUCCUCCCUUCCCACCUUGCACUUUGAGGACAGCACUAAGCCGAUAUGCAGAUCUUUUGAGCGCUCCCAAAAAGUCUGCUUUGACCGCAUUAGCUGCCUUUGCUUCUGAUCCUAGUGAAGCUGAUCGGCUCAAACAUCUUGCUUCCCCUGCUGGGAAGGAGGAAUAUGCACAGUAUGUCGUUGCUAGUCAGAGAAGCCUGCUUGAGGUCAUGGCUGACUUCCCAUCGGUCAAGCCUCCUCUUGGUGUUUUCUUUGCAGGAAUUGCUCCUCGGUUGCAGCCUCGAUUCUAUUCCAUCUCAUCCUCCCCAAAAAUCGCACCUUCAAGAAUUCACGUCACUUGUGCAUUGGUGUAUGAGAAAACUCCCACAGGACGAAUCCACAAGGGUGUCUGCUCAACAUGGAUGCAGAAUGCCGUGCCAUUGGAGGAAAGUCUCGACUGCUCUUCAGCACCGAUUUUUGUUAGGACCUCUAACUUCAGACUCCCUGCUGAUCCUAGACUACCAGUUAUCAUGAUCGGUCCUGGAACUGGUUUGGCUCCAUUUAGGGGUUUCCUUCAGGAAAGAUUAGCUCUGAAGGAAUCUGGUGCAGAACUUGGUCCUGCUGUAUUGUUCUUCGGUUGCAGGAACAGAAAAAUGGACUUCAUUUAUGAAGAGGAAUUGAAUAACUUUGUUAAAGAUGGAGUGGUCUCUGAGCUCGUCCUUGCAUUCUCACGCGACGGACCAACCAAGGAAUACGUUCAGCAUAAGAUGGCACAAAAGGCCUCAGAGUUGUGGAAUAUGAUAUCCGAAGGAGGCUAUGUUUACGUAUGUGGUGAUGCUAAGGGCAUGGCACGUGAUGUCCACCGAACUCUCCACACCAUCGUGCAAGAACAGGGGUCCUUGGACAGCUCGAAAACUGAGAGCUUCGUAAAGAAUCUACAGAUGACAGGAAGGUACUUACGCGAUGUAUGGUAAUAGUUGCUACGGUGAUUGAAUAAAAAGUCGGGCGGCUAUUAUACCCAACGGCUUUGCGAAAAAUGGUCCACGAAGCGUCUUGUGAAUUAUAUAGGGAGGUAUUGUGCAAAGAUUUGCCUGCCAAAAACCAAGGGAUGUCUCAGUGUUGUAAUCUUACUUUCUUGUCAUUCUUUCCAACUAGUUUUAUUAAGGGAUUUUUUUGUUCGGAUGCUAUAAGAUAUAAAUAUAUAUAUGUAUGAUAUACAAAUAAUUACUGUUUAUGCUAGUAGAUGAGUUAGGCGAAGGUCCAUUGUAAUCUUAAUGAGCCGGAAAUUAUGGUUCUGACUACACGUUAAUUUUGCACCUAUGUAUAAUGAUGGUGGUAUUCUUUUCUUAUGUUUAA